GUUUUUCAAGAUCAUGUGACGGAUUCGUGCCACAACAUAACUUUAAUUGACAAUAAUUUAUUUAAUUGGAUGCAAUUCUGAACCACAAAUGUCAUUAGUUUCCUCUUCUAUGUUGUAAAAACAUGAUUUUUAGAUUUCCAAAAUGCCUGGCACCAGCCUGGUAGUUCCUGUCGUGCUCUGGGGAAAACAUGCCCCCACACAUUGUAUAUCCUGCAUUUAUUUUUCCAAGGACCUCAAGACCUUGGCUACUGGGUGUUAUGAUGGCCAGAUAUGUCUAUGGCAAGUUGACCCAGAUACUCUUCACAUGACCCCCAGAUGUCUUCUGGUGGGUCAUACUGCUCCAAUUCUGUGUAUAUCAAGGGCCUCUAUGGUACCUGAUAAUGACUAUAUUGUCUCCAGCUCAGAAGCUGGUGAGAUGUGCACUUGGGACCUUGUUGAUGGAAAAUGCAGGGAAGCAGUGAAACUCCAACAAGUUCAUACAAAUAUGCAAGCCUAUCACAUGUGCAACUGUGAGGAUCUUCGUCUGUUUUGCAAUGGAUAUUAUCCUGAGAUCAUAGUCAUGGAUCCUUUCAGCUUAGAAAUCCUCUUCAUGCUCUCAUCUAAACAGAACCCUGAUUGGAUAAGUGCCCUGCAUGUGUUGCGACCGGCGAAACGCAAAGACGACGUCGUGUUAGCCUUGACGACGACCGGCAUGGUGAAGGUGUGGACUUUGACAGGCGCCGAGCACCGCUACCAAUCGCCCAUCUACGAGAACGAGAGCAAGCAGAUCAGGACGCUGAACGCCGUCUGUCUGCAGUGCUGCUCCUACAACCAGAGGACGGUGUUGGUCGUGUGCACCAAGUACUGGCAGAUAUACGAUGCGGGUGAUUUUAGCGUGUUGUGCUCCUAUCUGGCUCCCAGAGGUGAAAGAUGGAUGUCCGGGGACUUUUUGGCCAUCGACAGAAUCAUCAUGUGGUCUGAUGCCGGAAAAGGUUACCUUUACAAGUUGCCGUCUAACAGGAUACGUGGCAAGAGUAUUAAUAAUAGCAGCAUACCAGACAGUGCAGAUUUCCACACACCCAGUAUAGCGAGCGACAGCCCGUUUUUGUACUGUCUGCUGAACCAACCAGACAGCAAGCCGCUGUCUUGCCCGCCGGCGAUGACCUUCAUAACGACCUCGCGCAACAGUCGGCAAACAAGAUCGCGGUACCUGUUGCGCGGCGACUCCGAGGGCUACGUACUGGCGUGGCGCAUCCCCGAGCUGUCGGCGGCGCAGCUGGACGAGAUCCAAAGGCAGAAGCUGCCGCAGCCGGCGACGAUGACGGCCACGCUGACCACCAGUCUGACGGAGGCGUGGGCGAGCAUGCGUCCUAGUCCGGUGGGGAUUCUGGAUCAGCUGGAGAAGCAAGAGGGACAGGCUAUCAAAUUAACGGCCAGUAUUUACCUGCCAGUACAAAGUAGACUGGUGGUAGGCAGAGAAGACGGUACUAUAAUAAUAGUGCAAGCCACACAGACCAUAAUGCUCCAGCUUUUACAUGGGAAUCACCAACAAUACAAUGGUUGGCCGCCGCACCAGAUCCUCUCAGGCCAUGGAGGCCGCGUGAACUGCCUGCUGUACCCGCACGGCGAGCACCGGCGCUACGACAAGCGCCAUCUGGUGUCGGGCGGCGUCGAUUUCGCCGUGUGCCUGUGGGAUCUGUACGCCGGCACGCUGUUGCACCGGUUCUGCGUACACGCCGGCGAGAUCACGCAGCUUAUGGUGCCUCCCAACAAGUGCAGCGCGAGAAUACAAAAAUGUGUUUGUUCCGUGGCCUCCGACCAUUCGGUAACUCUUCUGAGUCUGGCAGAAAGGAAAUGCGUGUGUCUAGCUUCUAGACAUCUUUUUCCCGUGACCACGAUAAAAUGGAGGCCUAACGAUGAUUUCAUGAUCAUCGGCUGUUCAGAUGGCACCGUCUACGUCUGGCAGAUGGAAACCGGGCAUUUAGAUAGAGUGCUGCAAGGUAUAGCAGCUGAAGAGGUGUUGUACGCUUGUGAGGAACAUGAAACUACGGAGAAUGCAACAACCGAAGUCGGUUUGGCAAAUCCAGCUGUACAUUUUUUCAGAGGUCUGAGGCAUAGAAAUUUAUCGGCUAUCAGACACGCAACACAAAGAGGUCUGCAUCAGCUGCAGAUGAUGGGAGCUCACACCAACAACGACGAUCCUCACAUGCAGAGAAACUACAACUCCCCCCUAUCCAUACAAGGCCUAAGAACAAAUCCCAAAGAUCCGGAAAGUCACAUUCUGUUUUUCGACAUAGAGUCUUUGAUAGUAGAGCUGUUGAGUGAAGAGUACGACAUGAUGUCCCCCGGUAGUUUGGAGGCCGCCGGUCUCAUUUCCCAGUCUGAAUACCUCAAAGUAGCUGCCUUAACACAAAGUGCCAGUCCCGAUGUGAACAAAAAAAUCGUCGGUAUUUUGGCAAAAAUGAAAGAGAGUGCAGAAACUGCUAUAGCAAAGGCAGAAAGUGUGUUGAAACAGGGCGGAGAUCAAACCAGAGAUGGUAUGGAGGGCAGCAGUAGAAACAACAAACCCAAUAAUCUGAGCCCUCUGGAAACUAGUCAUGGAAUGGAAAUCGCACAAUUGUUGCUGUCUCUGUUGCAUUCUUGGGGCUUGGACAACGACCUCGACAGGGUGUGCCAAGUCAAAUUGGGAUUACUCAGGCCUAUGGUUCCAGUGUCUUUUGGCGUCCUUUCUAAAGCCAAUCACAUGUCUCUCUUCCUGCCGACAUGGCACAACACUAUUCCAGUAGACGACGAACCCCUGCCUGCAGACUUGUCUCUCACCAAUAGCCUUCCUGCGGAGUUGGUGCGACAAGAACAGGUCACCAGGAUAUUCUCCUCUCACGCCCACUGGGAGUUGAGUACGACGUUGACUAGCAACCACCUGUUGGCGAUCAUCGCGUUGAGUCACACGCUGAUGUCGAUGAGCAACGCGACGUUCGUGCCGGAGCAGGAGCGAAACAGGAAGCUGCACCGACAGUCGACGCGUUCGAAUUGGAGCAAGGAGCAGGACGAGGAGCACGAGGAGAUGUACAACCAGCAGCAGGCGCAGAUUAAGCAGGGAUGGUCGCUGCUAGCGACGCUGCACUGUGUCUUGCUCCCAGACAAGGUCAUGGAACAUGGUGGAAAGCAUUUCAAAAGACCACAGGUUGAGAUGAUGGUGAAGAGGUGGCAGCACCACUGUGUGGAGGUUAGGGAGGCUGCACAGACCCUCCUUUUGGCAGAAUUGUCAAGGAUGGGUCCUAGAGGUAGGAAACAACUAGUAGAGGGUUGGUCUCAGUAUUUGCCGCAAUUCACCCACAUAGAAACCAUCAAUCAGCAAGUCAACUCGUCCGCCACACAGAAUCAUACUAAUGGCAACUCUCCAAAUACUCCUGAUCCAGUGGAUGAAGAAUUUGAGGAGGAAGAAGAGGAACAAAUAAGAAAACCUUCCAGCCUGUCGGAAUUGAAAAAGAAACAGUCGACUGCGGUGAUAAUAUUGGGCGUUAUAGGAGCCGAAUUCGGUCAAGAUAUCACUGGGGCCGACAACAAUAAAAAAAGAACAAGCGAAGAGAGAAGAAAAAGUUCUGUUGUUGAAGGUUUCGGUCCGGGCAACAAUAAUUUAGCAAGACUGACUUCGAUGGCGCUGUCUCAUUUGCUUUUAGCGCCCUCCAACCCCAAAUUGCCGGCACACAUUCCAUUGCGUAGGGCCGCCAUAGAUUUGAUUGGUAGAGGCUUCACUGUGUGGGCCCCCUUCCUAGAUAUUAGCAAAGUAUUGUUAGGUUUAUUAGAAUUAUGUUCGGAAGCUGACAGGUUAGUCCCUAGUAUGACCUAUGGGUUACCGCUGACCCCUCAGGCAGAUUCCUGCAGGACUGCCAGGCAUGCGCUAACUCUGAUAGCUACUGCUAGACCUGCAGCUUUCGUUACCACGAUGGCCAAAGAAGUAGCGAGGUAUAACGCGAUGCAGCAGAAUGCGCAAACCUUGAACAUCAACAUGCACAACAACGUUCUACACAAGGCGAAACCGGAGAUCCUGAGGGGCGUGGAAUUGCUGAUCGAAAAAAUGCAAAACGAAAUGGCCGAACUCCUAGUCGAAUUGAUGGAUAUAAUUCUACACUGUUUGGAUCCUAGUCAACUGAAGAAUAAAGGAUUACAGGAGGUUUUCCCUGCUGUGUGUAGAUUUAAUCAAGUAUCUCAUUGUCCAGCCACAAGAAGAAUAGCCGUUGGGUCUCACACCGGUUCCCUACAGAUGUACGAGCUCCGACAAGGGAAAUGCGUGAGCAUAAGGGCGCAUUCCUCGGCUGUCACAGCCUUGGCCUUCAGUCCUGAUGGCAAGUUCUUGGUCAGUUAUGCUUGCGGUGACAAUAAACUGAGCUUUUGGCAGACGAGCACAGGCAUGUUCGGCCUGGGCCAAUCGCAAACGAAGAACAUCAAGUCGUACAGCACGGCGCCGAUAGCCGACGUGGCCCGACUGAACCCGAUGCGGCUCGCCCGCCUCAUCUGGAUCAACAACCGCACCGUCUCCCUGAUGCUGGCCGACGGGUCCGAAACGCGGUUCAACGUGUAGAGGGAGAGAUGAAGAGCGCCGUCUGGCGGGGAAAAGAAGCGGUUUUUUUCGUUCGUUGUAAGAGAGGUUUGUUUUGUUCAGCGGUCAGGGUUGUCAUUGAGGUUUCAGUUAUGGGUUCAUACAGGAGAAGGGGCAUAACGUAGGGAAUUUUAUGGUAGAAUAGGCAAGUGAACUAUUUCUAUUUCAUUUUCUAAAUAAAAUCGUCACUAUCAUAUUUCGCUUCCACAUUUUUUUAGUUUUUUUCGGUCGAUUUCAAGUUGUUAAAGUCAUCAAUAUGGCCACGGUAAUUUUCAAACGGCAAGAAAUUUACAGCAAAUAAAAACUGACGUCACGAUUUCCUAAUUAGGGGCAGACCAUAGCGCCGUUGCCAUAUUUUGAAAUAUGAAUGGUCCUUCAGAAAUAUCAUUUAUUCGAUAAUUCGUAAAUUUUCAAUUAGCUAAAAAAAUCCAUUGUCUUUUUCCCUUAUAUGUUGUGUCUUAUUACUUAUCAUGAAUUCGUGUCAAUAAUAAUUAUGUUAAUUCACACCAGAGAACAUUUGGCCCGGUAAACGUGACAACACAGGAUUAUGGGCGUUGUCUUGUCAGUUCUCAACAUCCAGCACAGCAUUGACAGCAUUCACAUGAUGUUUUGUAAUGGAAUAUAAGAAAUAUUUUGACAAGCUGGUUGAUCGAAAAUUAAUGACUAUAAUAUGGCUUCCGAUCCCUCUCUUCUCUAUGAUGAAAUGACGAAAUAAACUGUGGCUUCGUACCAUGAUCGGCAGGGCUACCCCGUAUUAUUCUUCUUACAUCAUUCACCGAAAGUAUUUGAAAAAAUCUU
Messenger RNA from Phaedon cochleariae (mustard beetle), 5377 nucleotides. Lineage: Eukaryota; Metazoa; Arthropoda; Insecta; Coleoptera; Chrysomelidae. The record is from the annotation of a GenBank genome assembly.